Emys orbicularis (European pond turtle) is the source of this 1377-nucleotide messenger RNA. RefSeq names its product growth arrest specific 8 (gene GAS8). NCBI's taxonomy places the organism in Eukaryota, Metazoa, Chordata, Testudines, Emydidae. Gene Ontology annotation, molecular function: small GTPase binding; microtubule binding. The record is from RefSeq and is a predicted model, not a curated record. Gene Ontology annotation, cellular component: Golgi apparatus; motile cilium; microtubule. Gene Ontology annotation, biological process: flagellated sperm motility. Bases 16 to 1377 code for a protein of 453 amino acids. The transcript is spliced from 10 exons.
GUCCCCCCGGAGGACAUGAGCAAGGAUCAGCUGGAGGAGCACAUUGUGCGUCUUCGGGAGGAGUUGGACCGCGAACGGGAGGAGCGCAACUACUUCCAGCUGGAGCGUGACAAGAUCCACACCUUCUGGGAGAUCACCCGUCGGCAGCUGGAUGAGAAGAAGGCGGAGCUGCGCAACAAGGACCGUGAGAUGGAAGAGGCCGAGGAGCGGCAUCAAGUGGAGAUUAAAGUUUACAAGCAGAAGGUGAAGCAUCUGUUGUACGAGCACCAGAACAACAUCACAGAACUGAAGGCAGAGGGCACUGUGUCCAUGAAGCUGGCCCAGAAGGAGCACCGCACCCAGGAGACGGAGCUGCGCAAGGAUAUGCGCACCUUGAAAGUGGAGCUAAAGGAGCAGGAGCUGGCCAACGAGGUGGUGGUGAAAAACCUGCGCAUGAAACAAGAGGAGGAGAUCACACGGCUGCGCAGCGACUUUGAGAGACAAGUGAAAGAGAUUGAGGCCAAGUACGACAAGAAGAUGCGCGUGCUGCGGGACGAGCUGGAUCUGCGGAGGAAAACGGAGAUUCAUGAGAUCGAGGAGAGGAAAAAUGGACAGAUCAACACGCUGAUGAAGAACCACGAGAAGGCCUUCAGUGACAUCAAGAACUACUACAACGACGUCACCCUCAACAACCUGGCACUCAUCAACACUCUCAAGGAGCAGAUGGAGGAGAUGAAGAAGAAGGAGGAUCACCUGGAGAAGGAGAUGGCGGAAGUGCUGCUUCAGAACAAGAGGCAAACAGAGCCCCUGCAGCGGGCCCGGGAGGAGGUGGCCGAGCUGCAGAAGAAGCUAGCCCACUACGAGAAGGACAAGGAGGCACUGGCUAACACAAAGGCCCGUUUGAAAGUCACCCAGAAGGAAUUAAAAGACCUUCAGUGGGAACAUGAAGUGCUGGAGCAGAGGUUCAGCAAGGUGCAGGCAGAACGAGACGAGCUCUAUCAGAAGUUCACCAAAGCUAUUAAUGAGGUGCAGCAGAAGACUGGCUUCAAGAACCUGCUCCUGGAGCGCAAGUUGAAGGCCCUCUCCAACAUACUGGAGAAGAAGGAGGUGCAGCUUAACGAAGUCCUCUCAGCCUCCAAUCUCGACCCCAGCGCCCUCACCAUGGUCACACGCAAACUGGAGGACGUGCUGGAUUCCAAGAACAACACCAUCAAGGAUCUCCAGUAUGAGCUGGCCCGAGUCUGCAAGGCACACAACGACUUGCUGCGCACCUAUGAGGCCAAGCUCACAGCCUUCGGGAUCCCCCUGGACAACGUGGGCUUCAAACCACUGGAGACCACAGUGAUGGGACAGACGCUGGGGCAGGGCCCAGCCGGACUCGUUGCUACUCCAACCUAG